UGACGUCAUCAAGCUUUGUUAGAGCGGCUUCACGUGGUGUAUGUACAAGUGUGUGAUUCUAGCGUCUCAGGUGCGCAGCCUACUGAUUUGAACAUGGUAUACUGUUCGGUUCCUCGCUGUUCAAAUUACAACGCAAAGAAACAUUAUUCUAAAAUUAGUUAUUUUCGUUUCCCAAAAUCGCCACGGAGAAGACAACAAUGGAUAAAGUACUGUAAGAUUCACGAUGAUGGAUGGAAAGGUCCGUUGGGUGAAUAUCGCGUCUGUGAUGCUCACUUUGACACUUGCUGUCGUGUUUCGCGAGCAAUGCCUUCCAGUUGUUCGACUGAUCGGAAACAAUUACGCCCGGAUGCUGUACCAUCCUUAUUUGGAAACGGGAUCAAGGGACAGCACUCCCAUCAAGACCCUGACUGGAGUGUUUUCGUAAACAAACGUCGUAAAGUCGAAGCAUCUCGGGUAAGUUUAAUGUAUGUAAUAUCACAUAAAAUCUAAACACGGUAGCAUAUAAGGUAGCUGUUUAACACAGGAAUAAGUUAGUAUUUGUUCAUAGUUUCACGAGAUAAUUAAGCAUGUUAAACGUGCGUCUCGUUCACUUCCUGGAAUUACUUGGACAUCGAUAUUCGGUGAUCAGCUGAUCGCAGUACUACAGUGUGCUGCACGGUUUUGUGAUUUUGAUAGUUGACAUAUGUGUGGUAAGUAAUUUUCACGUAACGAACUUCAUCGAUUGUUUGUAUUUGUUUUUUUAAUUUACAGUCGUUCACCUUCACGAGCGAUAAAAGUGAAUUUGAAUAUAACUACCCCUCGAUGCCCGUGGGCAGUCAGUGUGGAGAUGUACCGUCCGAGAAACAUAACUUGCACAUACAACCCCCUAAUUGGACAGCAGAUGCCGGAACUGACACCAACCAUCUCAUUUCGUGUCGAAGCAAGUCAUGCCAGACUCUGAUGCCCUCACUCAGCUCAACAGGUACUCAGAAGAGCCUGAAUACAUCCCGGUGCACGGUAGCUGUCCAGUGUACACCGCAAACAUGUGACCGUGCUACACAGUAUGAGGCACCAAGUGAGGCUGGCAGCAAGCAUGAUACACCUUACACAAGUGAUGAUGACAGUGACAGUGAUGAAGACUACCACCCUCUUUCAAGCAAAGUCAAGUUCGAAGAAUUUCAGUCCCAGCAAAAGUCCCUCAAUGAUCAUCUUGAAGAAACAAAGUUCCUGGUGUUCAAAUCCAAUUUGUUGUCUUUGUUCUUGUUUUGCAAGUUAUGCUUUUGUUCAUGCAGAGCCACUAUUUAUAAAGUCUGUGGUAGUCUUGUGACUGUUCAGAUACAGUGCCUUAGACACAAAGAGCAUCUGUAUUUCUGGAGUAGUCAGCCAGUCCACAAACAACUGCCACUUGGCAAUUUGGCCAUAGCUUGUGCUAUUUUCUUUAGUAGCCUUUCCCCAGUAAAGGCUCUGAGGAGCUAUUCAAUACUGAACAUGUACAGCAUAAGCAGAUCAACGUUUCAUAAGAUCCAGAGAAGCUAUAUUGUUCCAGCCAUUUCAAGGGUGUGGUCUAAACAUCAAAAUCAACUCCUGCUUGAAAGAAAGGAGAAAUCCAUACGCCUGGCAGGGGAUGCAAGGUGUUGCUCACCUGGACACACAGCCAAGUAUGGAAGCUACACCUUGAUUGAUGUGGACACAAACCAUGUUUUGGACAUCCAGUUGGUACAGUCGAAUGAGGUGGCCAAUUCUAAUGCCAUGGAACUUGAGGGAUUAAAAAGGGGCCUUGCAUUUCUUCAGGCAGCCAGGGUGGAUGUUUCAGACAUCAUUACAGACAGGCACACGCAAAUUAAAGCCUACUUAAGGAAGGAGGAAGCUGGCAUUCACCACUGGUUUGAUGUAUGGCAUGUAGCUAAAGGCAUUUACAAGAAACUUCAAAAAAUCAGCAAAAAGAAAGGCCUGGAAAUAAUCAGCUUGUGGGCACAUUCCAUUUCCAAUCACCUAUAUUGGUGUGCUGCAACCAGCAAGGGCAAUGCCGAGGAGGUGCAAGCUAAGUGGUUGUCGAUUGCUAACCACAUAGCUAACAUCCAUAGUGGUCAUGGUGCAAGCUUCCCUUCAUGUAUGCACGGGGAAAUUCAAGAUAGAAUUUGGGUAACUGCUGGCACACGAGCUCACAAGGAGAUUGAAAGUAUCCUCAAGUCUACAUAUCUCCUUAAAGAUGUGGCUAAACUGUCACCCCAUGGGCAGACAUCACAUCUGGAAGGAUUUCAUAGCGUGAUAUGCCACUUCGCUCCCAAAUUUUAUCACUAUCAUUACAACGGAAUGAAAGCAAGGUUGCUGAUGUCUGCACUCCAUUUCAACGAGAAUGGUAGUCGGCACAUUGCAAACACCAAGAAUGGACACGAGAAAUGGAGUGUUUCUUAUCCUAAGAGCAGAAACUGGGAAGCUGCUGCUAAACCCCUCAAGACAAAUCCAACAUACGAAUAUGUUGGCGAGCUGCUACAUGAAGUGUCAUACCUCCGAACAGAGUUUACGAGUUUUAACCUUGCCAACAACUCCCUCAGUGAGAACCAGCCACCCUGCAUAACUGACACUCAUGGAAAGAAACAACAAAAACAGAUUGUUGUCAGAAAUCAUAAAACCAGAUUUCAAUAA
Messenger RNA from Haliotis rufescens (red abalone), 2625 nucleotides. RefSeq lists its product as uncharacterized. The record is from RefSeq and is a predicted model, not a curated record. Bases 802 to 2625 code for a protein of 607 amino acids. The transcript has 10 exons. NCBI's taxonomy places the organism in Eukaryota, Metazoa, Mollusca, Gastropoda, Lepetellida, Haliotidae.